CUGAAGAUUUAUUUUGACCAUGGUGAUAUGCUGCUGCUAAGAUGCUGCACCGUUGGGAAUCGGGAUCGCGAACUGACUGCCCUGAUACGACGACUCGAGUAUGUUACCAAAGGUGAUGAAGCCAAAGAAGUGGUUUACCGACGGGCAAAAACAUCCGAUAGUCUAGGCUUUCAUCUGCAGGAGGAAGGCGUUGUUACGGAUGUUGAAAUGUACCGUACAGCUUGGCGGUGUGGUCUGAGGCAAGGAUCACGUAUUGUUGAGAUUGAAGGUAAACCGAUCGUUACACUGAGUUACAAUGAAAUCGCUGAUAUAAUGGCAAAGCGAACAGCAUUCCGUCUGAUUAUGAUUUCACCGGCAUCGGACGGUUCUCCAAGACGUGGCUGCGCGGAUCCCCACUGUCCAGCUGUGAGCGGCGAUGAACGAUUGCUUUUGACUCCAGAAACUUUUGCCAAACGCACAAUUGAGUAA
Molecule: messenger RNA, 468 nt
Organism: Gongylonema pulchrum
Lineage: Eukaryota; Metazoa; Nematoda; Chromadorea; Rhabditida; Gongylonematidae
Source: the annotation of a GenBank genome assembly